AUGACGACCUGCGCGAACGCAUUAGUAGAAGAAAUCGGACUGUCGUCCGUCGGCGACGACCAUGAAAGCGAAGACGAUAACAUAGAUGAUUACAUCGACGACAUCGAAACGAUCGGAAAUCACCGAAACAUCGACGUCACCGUCUUUCUCGACGAGGAACUCCCCAUCAUCGAGGACGACGAUGAUGACGAUGAGUUCGGCGAUGACUACGUCGACGCGAAUGAUUGUGAUGCGGACGGACGCAAAUUACGCUUGUUUUCACCUGCGAAUCAAGCAAAAAGAAGAACGAAAAGUAUCUCGAUUGAAUCAGCGCCAGUAGUGCUCCCUCUUACACCCCCAAGACGGUCGAGCUCACGGCGCUGCUCAGAUUUUCUGAAGAACGCAUUUAGUAGUACCCGCUCUAGUAGCACACCAAAAACCCCUAAACCCAAGGCGGCAAGAAGCACUCCAACAACGCGAAACAGUGCUCCUGCUCAGCAAAAAGUGACCAUAACCAAAAGUGGUCGAAAAUCAACAACAAAACCGAAGAAGGAUGUAUUUCUCCUUCCCGAAACGCGGCCUUAUAAAAAACGAGAAAAGCCGAAAGCAAAGCCGCCAGUUACGGAGAAGUUCAAUGCUCUGUACGCUGAGUUUCCAAAACUCCAGUCGCAAGAUCCAAAAGAGCUUGACGACUUCUUCCGGAAAAUGGCGGCCAACGAGAUUUCUAAUUUCAACAAGACGAGCGACAUGGUUUAUGGCAGCGAUCGGCCAUUUAUCGACAAAGCAUGUGAGCUCGGACUCGUAGGCUACAAGAUUCCAAGUCGUUUGACGGUCACGAUGGUUUCCAAAAACUCGUUGUACAAAUAUGAGUUUCAUGGAUUGAUUACGGAACUAAAGAAGAUCAAGGGAUCGAACGGGACGCGAGGAAGAAUACGCGUGAAGGAAAUCGAGCCCCCUCCUCGCAAGCGCAAACCCAACACGGAUCGAAAGCAAGUAAUUCAGCCCGCUCCAACGCGGCGACAACAUGCAAAGCAUCAACCUUGGCAAUGCGACAACCGCCACGCCGAUUGUCAUCAACAACGGACAAAUUCAGCUGGGAAACUUGAACAUCACCACACUUGGUGGAGCGGGAGGAAUCAAGUGCUCGACUUGAAUCAGCUCUCUUCGCUGUUCAAUAACGACGGAAAGCAACAAUCCUUUCAAAUCGUUCAAGCAGCUCCACAAGCUCAAUCCGUUCAAGUCGUGCGCCCCGUCACCAUCGUCCCCGUCCAGAAUGUAACGACAUUCCAAAACGUUACGACAGUCAAGCAAGUCGCAAAAGCAGAGCCGCAAGUGAAGAAACCAGUCGUGAAAGUAGAAAGAAAGAUUCAAUCUCCCUCUCCCGCUACCAGCGCGCCUGUUUCAGUCUCUGCCGCAGCCGCCAACAAAAAUGAGGAGACAAAGAAAGAAGAAGUAAAAUCCGAACCACCAUGUGAAGAGGUCUACAUCGACACGUCGGAGAAGCAACUUAUGCCACCGCCUCCGACGCCGAUAAUGCCGAAAUUGAUGGAGGAAAAGAUGCCAAAGCCGAUUUUGCCUAAUCUGGCACCUUCUCAGGUCUUCAAAAUCGACACUUCUUCUAACAGCUUUGAGCUCAUGCCACCUCCUGCAAUUCCAAUAAGAAAACUGAGCAUCAAAGACCGUCUGAUCAAAUCCCCCGAAAACCCGCCAAGAAUUCCCAAACUCGAGCUGGUCCGGAAAGACUCGAAGAAGAGCGUGAAGGAGAAGCCGGAAGAUAAAGUAAUCGUUAUCAAGCCGACCGAAGAAGAAAAGAAAAUAUUGGAAGAAAGUGAAGGCGAACUCGAGAUUCCAAUUUUCAAAGAUCGCGCGCUCGAGACGCAAAUGAUCAUUGAACAUUUGGACCGACAAGUCGAGGAGAAACUUCGACAAGAACGAGAAAGAGCACAAAUGCGAAUGAAAACGAGUAGCAACAUCUUGAGAAGAAGCGAUUCUAGCUCAAGACGAUCAAGUGCCUCCCCCGUGCCAGCCAAAAACACCCUUCCCCAAAACUCAAACUCAUCCAAACCCGCCUCAAACUCCCCCAAGAAAACCCCCAUCACUGCGCCCUCUUCUGACAGCAGCCCAAAGAAAGUUGCUCCAAAACCCACGGAAAGGACUACACCGGUCAGCAUCAAACCUACCAUCAUUGAAAACAAUUCCACGAUCAUUAGAUCCCUUCCUGACGGCUGUCAACUUCUACCUAUCUUCAAUCUGGCGCAAGCCUUCACGACCAUUUCGGCGUCGAAUAUUAUUACAGUAGUGCAAAGUAAACCCAACAAGGUGCCUAUCCCUCAGAAUACUUCUUCCUCAAAAAUCGCUUCCGCGCCGAGUUCAACCCCCAUUCAAUCAACAACCGUUCAAAAUUCGAAUGUCGCAAGUUCUAAGCCGGCUCCUGUCAGUAUUCAGCCAAAAUCGAGCAAUAACCCGAUUGAACACUCUAUCAAUCUCCUCAACAAAGCCAACCCUGGUGCUAAUGAACAUAAAAUAACGCUGAAAAUUGGCGGAGGGGACUCUCCCGUCGAAUCCGAACCUGCCCGAGCUGACAAUGCUGACCGAUUCGUUUCGUUCAAGAAAUCAGCACCCACUGGAUCUGCAAUAGUAGCCACAGCUGAAUCUAACCCUUCAAAAGCUGCUGUGAGAAAACUCGACCUUGCUAAGAAAAUUGAACCAGCAAUUCAACGACUCAAGAACGCGCAAAAGAAAGAAGCUGGAGAAGAAAGUCAAACUGUCACGAAAAUCCGUGUGAGAGCUGGAUCUAUUGGAAAGAACGUCCUAAAGACAACUGCUAUUCAGAAACAAGUUUCGCCUAUUAUGAGACGUCCUACUAUGCGAAAACGGACGGAGACCUUCUCCGACGCUCAUUACCAGGAACUGAUGGGCGACAACAAGGAUCCCGCCAAUCGCAACGACGAGCAAGUGGAGUCCAUCCGCAACUUCAUUGCCGACACCAUCGAAGAAAAGCGCCUAAACGAAGGUCAGAGCGCAGCCGAUGAGAAUGACGAGUUCGAAGACUUCGACAUUGGUGAUCUUGACGCGCCAGUUUUUAUGGACAACAUCCAGCCGGACGCGUUCUACGUCCUCAACGAAGAAGCGAUUCAAUCCGACCCGGACUACAUCAAAAACCUUCUUCGAAUCAACAACAACGGAAUAAUCUUACCUGACGAUUCCUCGUCUCCUUCCUCUCCUGCCAUUUCCAAUGCUGAUUCUCCUCUCUCUCCCUUCCUCGAAUUCGACGAGAACAGCAACAGUUCCUCGGUCAUCAAGCAAGAGGAAGAGCGCCCCUCUCCUCCGCUCAAUCGGAACAGCCAAUUGGACGCUGCAUCAAAGCGAGCUUGUGAUCACCCCGACAGUAGCCACACCGAGCCGAGAAGAAAAAGGCGGAAACCAGAGAACCCAGUCAAAAUCGAAGAAGAGAACUCUCUUUCUUCUCACGUGCCAGCCGCCCACGAGCGCGAAGAGAUGAUCGGGCAGAAUUACGAUUUCUCGAGUUUUUCCAAUUAUGAAAAUGAAGAAGAAGUAGAGAUCAAAGAAGAGCCAAUGGAAUAUGAAGAACAGGAGUCACAGAUUACUCCUGACAGAUCAGCUUUCAUCGCUCAAAUCGAAGAAGACAUGAAACAGGAGGAGGAAAAAUUCGACGUCGCUAAAGACAUGGAAGACUCCGAUUCUGACUCUCAAUCUAGCGACAUCUCGCUCUUCUCCGACAUCGAAAUGUACGAAGCCGAAGACGAGUUUGAAAAGGAACUACUUCUUUGGCGAGAGAGCGGGGAAGCAGACCACAUUCGCAAGUUCGCCGAGAGGAGUUUCACCAGAACGCCUACGGAUGAGCAAAACGCCGCGAAUUUGGAAAUGCUCAGAGCAGUUGGGAGAGAAUUCGACAAUAAAUAUCCCGCUCCUGAGAAGAUAGAGAAGCAGAAGCUGUCGCCUGACUCAGGAUUCGACGAAGAGUCAGAGCAAGAGGUGGAGAACAAGGAAGAGUACGGCGAGCCCCUGUCACCUGACUCGACUGCUUCUUUAUCGCCCCCGCAUUUUGCGGGAGAAAACGAGACUUUGGAGAAGCAAGCGAAAGAAUCGAAAACACCUGACAGAAAACACAUUAAUCACACGAGUAAUCACAGUAAGUUCUACGCGCCCAGCAAAUUAGACACUCCUCCUGCUACUCCUCCUCAAAACACGAUGAUCACAUUUGAACAAGAAAGAAAUGCUGAAGAUAUUGAAGCUCUUGCUAGAGUUCAAAUGCUGGAGAAAAUCGUGGAUCUAGAAAGCUGCCCAAAAGUGCGUGACGUGUCGAUAAGUCACGUGGCCCUGGAUCGCUACAAAAUAACGAAAAGAAUCAGAACAAAGCAAAACGACCGGCGAAGAAAUCAUCGCAGCCUGCAGCGCGGCUUCGUGCUCCAAGUCACCGAGAGCUGCAGCAGCGCUGGCAUCUACAACAUGAUCAAGGACUUUGCACAAGAAGUGAACAUUAGAUCGGUGCAAGAAGUAAGCACGCGAAAGCAUCUCGUUAUGCUUUCGACCGAAAGUGGAAAGGAGCGGUUUUACAAAGCUCUGAACGGAGUUAAAAGAAGCUUUGGAUGGAAAAUUCGUCCGGCUGAUGAAUCCAUUUUACCGACUCUUUACGACCAGAAAUGA
This is a messenger RNA of Oikopleura dioica, 4647 nucleotides long. The record is from the annotation of a GenBank genome assembly. Lineage: Eukaryota; Metazoa; Chordata; Appendicularia; Copelata; Oikopleuridae.